Coccomyxa subellipsoidea C-169 is the source of this 537-nucleotide messenger RNA. RefSeq lists its product as hypothetical. The coding region runs from base 1 to 537 and encodes 178 amino acids. Gene Ontology annotation, cellular component: Golgi apparatus. The transcript has 4 exons. Gene Ontology annotation, molecular function: glycosyltransferase activity. Lineage: Eukaryota; Viridiplantae; Chlorophyta; Trebouxiophyceae; Coccomyxaceae. The record is from RefSeq and is a predicted model, not a curated record.
AUGACCACAAUUGUGGAUGCAGAGGCUGCAGAGAUCCUGCUGCCAGUAUUUCUGGAGUCGCUCCAGAAGGUGUCACGGCGGUUAGUUCCACGGGUGCUGGUGCUAGCCUCGGAUGCCCAGGGCCUGCAGAUCUGCAGGACCAAGCAUGCGCACUGCUUGCCCUGGUUCCAACGCCUUAGUGCUGCGAUCGGUGCUCUGCAGCAGCUGCUGGCGAAAAAUUUCAAUGUGCUGGCGGCGGAUGUGGACAUGGUGUGGCUGAAGGACCCUUUUGCCGCACUGGAGCCCAACCUGUCAGACUUCCUGAUGACAGUGGACAGCACCAAUAGCACAGAUGACUCGCCUGCCCAGAAGCCCUGCGCCGGCCUCAUCUUUGCGCGCGCCACAGAGCCGACAAGGGCAUUGGUGAAAUCUUGGGUGGGCCUUGGGAGGGAAGGGGGCAAUGUUGGGCCUUCCUCAAUGUUUCCCAUGGCGUGGGCCAUGACUCAGAGCAGCUACCCGACACAGCUGCGGGUCUCCUAUCUGCCCACCCAGCAGUGA